UCUUGCUUUUAAUUAGACAUUUAGACAACUUCUGUUGAAUUCAUGAUAGUAAAAUAUGACAAAUUAUCGGUUCAUAAAAUUUUGUGCAACUUUGAUCUUACUUUUUUCGAAAAUUAUCAAAGCUGAAAACAUUAUGGAAAAUUGCACAAACAAUCUAAAUUUUGGUGCUGUUUUAUCAUUGGGAAGCAAUAUUUUAAUUGAAAAAUUGAAUGUUAGUGAUGAUGACAUGUAUUUUAAAAAACUAGAAUUAUCUGAUCAAAACUUAACAGAAUUAGUAAUGCAGUGUUAUACUGAUUACAAUGAUUCUUUGUCGACUCAGCAUGAUAUAACUAAUUCAAGUAUGAAUAAGUACUAUUUACCACUCGAAUGCAUGGAUAUUUUGAAUAAAAAAAGUUCGAUUAAUAGCUAUAAUUUUGAAUCAAGCAAUCAGUGCGAUUCUGUUUUUACUUUUAUAAAUAUUUAUGGAGCUAGUAUGAUGAUUUUCGCCAACAUUGUCUAUUUAACAUCUUACAGUAUAGUUUGCAUAAUUUACAUAAUUAUCCCAAAUAUGUGUCGUCGAGCGUAUGAUAAAGCUGUAUUAAGUUUUUGUAUAACCCAAGGCAUUUUAAGUAUCACCAUUAUCAUUCUCGGACAUUACAUGCUAUGUCAUAAGCCUCUAGAAAAUAUAGUAGCAAUAUCUUUUGGAUCAUCUCUUCAGAUUUUUACCAUUAGCGGUGUUUUAUGGCUUCUUGUGAUAAGCUUUGAUGUUUCUUCAACAAUUACAAGCUUCCGUUGGAAAAAUGUUUCAAAUAAUAAAGAUCGAAAUGAAACUAAUAAAUUUCGUAUGUAUUUUUUCGGAGUUUUGAUUGGCACAUUAAUACCGUCAAUGAUAUCUGGUAUUCUCCAAUUUGCACCUCUUGCAGAGGACAGCAUAGUAAAACCUAAUUUUCAAAACAUAUACAAUACUAAUUAUCAUGUCAUAUUUCAUGUUGCCAGUGUUCCUAUUUUAGUAGCAUUUGCAAGUAGUAUUCUUUUCAUAUUUACUACCGUUAAAAUGAUUCAAAUUCAAAAAUCAACUCGGAUUAUCAAUGAAAAUCGCAAAAAAAAAAUCAAGAAACAAUAUAUACUGUACUUAAAACUUUACUUACUCAUGGAUGCACCUUACGUAACUGGAGCUCUCGGGUCAACAUUUGAAGAUCUUUGGAUACUAAAAUUUUGUAGAAUGAUUCAGCCAGUAAUGAUGUUAUAUGCUGUCAUACCUAGAAAUAUUUUUAAAAAUUUAUUUGUAAGGGAAAAAAAGAAUCAAAAUCAAAGAAAUCGCAGUAAAAAGAUAUUUCGCGAAGAAAUAGUUUAAAAUACACAAACGUUAUAAAAAACAAAAAAGUUAAUAAUUUUUAUUAAGCUGUUUUCUAGUGAGAACAUUAAAU
Molecule: messenger RNA, 1406 nt
Organism: Trichogramma pretiosum
Lineage: Eukaryota; Metazoa; Arthropoda; Insecta; Hymenoptera; Trichogrammatidae
Exons: 2
Coding region: 56-1333 (425 amino acids)
Source: RefSeq, a predicted model, not a curated record